Molecule: messenger RNA, 7010 nt
Organism: Lytechinus variegatus (green sea urchin)
Lineage: Eukaryota; Metazoa; Echinodermata; Echinoidea; Temnopleuroida; Toxopneustidae
Product: papilin-like
Exons: 32
Biological process (GO): extracellular matrix organization
Cellular component (GO): extracellular matrix
Molecular function (GO): metalloendopeptidase activity; serine-type endopeptidase inhibitor activity
Source: RefSeq, a predicted model, not a curated record
AGCUGAUCAAUCGCGAUCGCAAGUCGAAACACACGUUGUGUGGAAGAACCGCACAGGAAUUACCUGGACUGUCGGAUCUCGCAUGCGGACGAUUAGCUGGUGAUUCGGAGAUCAGGCUGACCGAAGAAGUGCAGGCACGGGAGAACUGGAGGAACAAGGACGGGUAGUUUUCGGAUUUUGAUUUUACUGGACCAACUUUACAUUACAAAAAAUAAUUGCAGAGAUUUACCUGAAGAGCUACUUCCACUCGGCAUACAAUGGCCUUUAGAGAGGUGCAAUGGCUUUCUUUGAUCUGCAUCAUUGUCAUCUUUAGAUCCAGUCAGGCUUCGCAGAUCCAUCGCAUCGCCCGUCAAGCAGAGCCUGAGUCAGGAUGGGGGGAAUGGGGCAUCUGGAGUGCAUGCUCAAGAUCCUGUGGAGGAGGGGUGUCUUACCAAGAGAGACAGUGUAUCGCUGGACCAGGGCUAUGUGUCGGUCCCCAGAGGAACUACAGGUCGUGUCAGAUCCAGGACUGUCCUGAGGGAGCGAUUGACUUCAGGCUUGAACAGUGUGCUUCCUUCAAUGAUAUCCUCUACGAAGGUAGACUCUACAAAUGGGUGCCGUACGAAGGAGGUCCAAACCAAUGCGAACUGAACUGCAUGCCUAAAGGGGAACACUUCUACUACCGUCAUGCAGUGAAAGUUAUUGACGGAACCAGAUGUGGACCCAACACUAUCGAUGUCUGUGUGGAUGGGGUCUGCAGGAGUGUUGGCUGUGAUAUGAUGCUAGAUUCCAAUGCUGUGGAAGAUAUGUGUAGAGACUGUGGAGGUGACAAUAGCACCUGUCGCCUGUUUGAAAAUCGGUUUACAAGGAGGAAGCUUCCUGAAGGUUAUAAUGAUAUCCAUAUCAUACCCGCUGGAGCUACCAAUGGUCGUAUAGCGGAGAUUCGAGGGUCCCGAAACUAUCUUGCUCUGAGGAGUGUCCAUGGUGAAUACUUCUUGAAUGGAGAUUUCAGUAUAGAUCUUCCUCACUCCUUCAACGCAGCCGGUACCGCCAUGGAGUACAGUAGAAAAGUUGGAGCACCGCAAGAUAAACCAGAAGUCAUCACAUUCCUUGGACCUUUAGAAGAACCACUCUAUGUUGUGUUGCUGACCCAGGGUAGGAACCAUGGAAUUGAGUACUCUUACUAUGUUCCAAAUGGAGUAGGUCCAGAUGAACCGGAUUCCUAUUCCUGGACCUAUACCCCUUAUUCUGACUGCUCCAAGGAAUGCGGAGGGGGUUUCCAGACGAGGACAGUAACCUGUACACGUUCUGGUGACUUUGAAGCAGUACCGACCUACCUGUGUGACCCCACCCUGAAACCAAGCAACAACAGGACGUGCAAUGCAGAGGCCUGCCCUCCAGUAUGGUACAUCGGAGACUGGAGUCCAUGUUCCCAAACAUGUGAUGAGGGUUCCCAGGUCAGGCAGGUCUACUGUAGUCAGCUGUUAGAGAAUGGCCGCAGGGAACCGGUGGAGGAGGUGUACUGCCUAGCCAUUCUAGGAUACAAGCCUGAGUACCAGCAAGAUUGCAUCGACCAGCAAUGUCCACAUUGGGUGGCUGGAGAGUGGUCAGAGUGUUCUGUAGAGUGUGGUGAUGGUACCCAAGCGAGACAGAUCCACUGCAUGGCUGAUCUACCGGAGCCAGACUCCUCCUGUGAUGCCUAUGAUAGACCAGAAGACGAACAAGAAUGUAACCUAGGACCUUGUGAUGGAGUGGAAUGGAUGACAUCAGAAUGGACACCGUGUGCAGGUCUGUGCGGUCUUGGUAUCAAAUCUCGUCAGCUCUUCUGCGCUACCAGGGCUGGUACCGUCUUUGAUAAAGAUCUUUGUGAGAUGUCUGCCAUGCCUGAUAUGACAUCAGCUUGUCCUCUUCAAGAAGAGUGUGGACCAAGAUGGAUGGCUUCUCACUGGAGUGAGUGUUCUGCUACAUGUGGUGGGGGCGUGCACUCUCGUAUGGUGUUCUGUGCCGAUGUAACAGAGGACUCCAUGGUGCAGGUCGAGGAUUCAGACUGCGACCCAAUGACCAAGUUUGAGACGGAGGAGAUGUGCAACACUGAACUGUGCUCUGAUGACUAUGUCUGGUUUGUAGGACCAUGGGGACAGUGUUCCAGGCCAUGUGGAGUAGGUUCCAGGACUCGAGUCCUAGUCUGUAUGAAAGGAGAGAUCCCCCAGAUCCCAUCCCUCUGUGAGGACUCCAUACGACCUGUCAGUGAAGAGCAAUGCAACACUACACCUUGCACUACAGAUGUGACCGUCACAGUGGAAGAAUUGGAAACAGUAGGAACAGUGAUAACAACAAAAGAAACUGAAGAAAAUAUAUUCACAACAUCUAAGACAAUGAUCAUUACUGAAGACGCAACUGAAGAAGUGAUUAUAACUACAGGAGAAACUGUGACCAUCUUCGAAGCUACAGAUGUCGCAACUGAAGAAAUCACUAAAGAUGUGACAAUUGAAGAAGAAGAAGGUACUACAUUUGCCACAGAUGUAGUGACUGUCAAUGAAGAUGAAACAAUGAGCUUUACAGAAAUUACAGAAGUUCCGGUGACAAUCGAGAUAGAGGUAUCCGACCCUGAAACCACCACACCUACACCUGAGAUGCUUCACGGUGAAACGGAAGGACUGAUAACCAGUGUGGCUAACCCUGAGAUGGCCGCAGUGAUCGGUUCUGAAGCAAUCCAAACAACACUGCCUGCUACAUCAGGUAUACCUCUCACCACCCUGGCCAAAGUCCUCACCACAAAUAUACCCUACACCACGAGCACCAACAGCACCCAACUGCAGGAGAAGUCUGAUCAAUUAGAUCUUAGUUCCAAUGAUUCUUUAUCGGUUGAAGUUGUUUCAUCUAGAAGUGAAAUUUCUUCAGUCAAUGUGGUCGGUCAGUCAUCAUCUCGUGAUGAAAAUAUCUUGAAUGAUGACAUUCUUGAAGAGACAGAAAGUUCUGUGAGUUGUGAAGAUAGUGAGUUUAGAUGUUGUCCUGACGGCGUAACAGCCGCUUCAGGGCCGUUCAUGGAAGGGUGUAGAGACUGUGAGCAGACACUGUUCAAGUGUUGCCCCGAUGGAAUCACCCCAGCCAAGGGAGAAGACUACGCUGGCUGUGAGGACCUCAAGGAGCUAGUAGGUGGAGAAGGGGAGAGUAUCGGGUGUGACUUCACCGAGUUUAGCUGUUGCCCAGAUGGUGAAACUGCUGCUGCCGGACCAAACUAUGAAGGAUGUGACAUUGAUCCCAUCGAAGAUCGUUGUUCUCUAAAGAGUGACCCUGGUACUUGCCGAGCUUGGAUAGUCAAAUACUACUUUGACUCCAACUAUGGUCAGUGUAUUCAAUUCUGGUAUGGAGGCUGCGGAGGUAACGCCAAUCUCUUUGAUACCUAUGAAGAAUGCAAGGAAGAAUGUGUUGGUGAUGACGAGCGACUCGCACAAGAAGACCUCUGUAUUCUGCCAGCUGAUCCUGGCCCAUGCAAGGGCACAUUCAAUAACUACUUCUAUAAUGAGAAGACUGGCAGAUGUGAGAUCUUCAAGUAUGGAGGCUGUCGUGGUAACAAGAACCGCUUCAGAACCGAGGCAGACUGUGAAAUUGCUUGCGGAACAUUCAACGAUGAUCCAUGCACUCUGCAGGCAGAGUAUGGGGACUGCAGGGACUCUCACGUCAGGUGGUUCUUCAAUGCCGACACUCGAAUGUGCGAAGAUUUUGAGUAUUCUGGUUGCCGCGGUAACCAAAAUCGUUUCAUGAACAAGCAGUCGUGUGAGGAAAGAUGCAAUGCCAAUCUUAUAGACCAUGUUGUGCCAAUUACUAAGUAUGAGCAGUGUAGUGUAGCUGCAGAUCCAGGAAACUGCUUUGCCUACUUCCCUAUGUGGGCAUAUGAUGUAACAGAAGGUAAAUGCAAGGACUUUGUGUAAGGUGGUUGUCAAGGCAAUAACAACAGAUUUGAGACUGAGCUGGCUUGCCAGGAAGCCUGUUAUGUUGAAGGCAAGACACUUUGCGAGCGUCUGCGCGCCCUCCAUGAGGCAUCCGGGGUGCUUGACCAACCCCAGUGUAAGUUUGAUGGUAGCUUUGAACCCCUCCAGUGCCCUCCUAGGAGCGGUGAUUGUUGGUGUGUGACAGACCUUGGUGAAGAGAUCGAUGGCAGCAGAAUCACUAGACAGCUUCACACACUCAGGCUCGACUGCUCAGUCUAUCCAGACAGCGCUGGCAACUCCCGACCGACCAUCAGGACGACCACUGUAGACAUGGCUGAGCUGACCCUAUGCCAGCAGGAUCAGCGUACAGCUCAGGGUAGCUAUGUUCCUCAAUGCACCGAGAGUGGAGACUAUGAACCCAUGCAGUGCUAUGGAUCUAACAAUGAUUAUUGUUGGUGUGUCAAUGAGAACGGUGAGGAACUGGACUUCACCAGGACGCUACCGGGACAGGAUAGACCAAGCUGUCAAGGUAUCCUAGACUCUGUAUGCUUCACCACAUACAGGAUGGUCACAGAAGGUACCCAAUCUUCAGAAUACAUGCCACAGUGUACGCCUCAAGGUCUGUUUGCCAAGCUGCAGUGUCAGACAGAGAGAGGCUGUCUUUGUGUGAAUGAAUCCACUGGGUCUGUCCUGUUUGCAGUGGAUGUUGACCCUGAGAUGGCCACACCUAGGUCCUGUGAUGGGAUAAGUACCAGAGUCCUGACGGUCUGUCAGAUCCAUCAACAGGAGAGCCUUGCUACGAGCGGCGAGGCUGAGAACCGUUACAUCCCCGAGUGCACCUCAGACGGUUCCUAUGCACCUAUCCAGUGUUAUGAAGGCCAGGCAAGGUACUGCUGGUGUGUCAACGAAGCCGGAGAGGAGAUACCGGGAACCAGAAGGAGGGGUGAAGAACCAGACUGCACAGUUGAGAACGUAGAACCUACGGAAGCAGUGACCGAGAUGACCUCGGCAGCAGCGACACCAACCGUAGCAAACACAAGAUUAGAGACAACGACCACCAUCGUCACCACCCAGGCAUCCAUCAUCGAUGUCAAUGAUGUCAUAAUCAUAGGAGAAGAAGGGACGUUAGAGGGAGAGGAGGAGGAUGUUCCAGAGGAGAUACCGGAAGAGGAAGACUGUACUGAUAGUUCAAAUUGCCAAGGUACUUCCUCAGCAAGCAUAGGCCAAAGUCAAUCUCCAAUCUCUGCUACACCUGGAGACAUGGUGGUUCUGACCUGUGAGGCAACAGGAUCCCCAGCCCCAACCAUCUCAUGGAGGAGAUUUGAUCAGGAUGUCAGUGAGUUUGACGACCGGAGGUUCCAGAUCGGCGAGGAUGGGGUAUUGACCAUCCUGCACGCCAAGGUCAGCGAUUCAGGACCAUUUGUCUGUGUGGCUGAUAAUGGCGUCGGAGAACCGGAUACAGCAAAUUUUGAGAUAACAGUUUCAGACCAUUCUCGACCUCCAAGGAGGCGUGGUGGACAUCGCCAAUCUCGCAUCAAGGUCCGGGAAGGCAAGAGCGUCAGCAUGAACUGCAGAGCCAAGGGCAACCCUCUCCCAACCAUCACCUGGGAGUUCCAAGGGUUAGAACUCUCCGACAUUGAGAACAGGAUCACUAAAGGAGAUGGAGGACUACUCAGGAUCAGUGAUGUCAACCUAGCGGACAUGGGCACCUACAAGUGUACUGCCAGGAACAUGUAUGGCAUUAUACAGAUGAGAGUCUUUACUCUUAUUGUAGAAGCUGAAGUUGCAAUAGUGGAUCCUCCCAUCAGCCAACAAGUUACCGAGGGUGAUACCGUCAACCUUCUUUGCGGAACCACAGGGUCGCCUAAACCUAAUGUUAUGUGGAAUCGUAAUGAUGCUCCUUUACCCAAUACCAAUCGAUUCAUCAUAGGUUCAACUAAUGAUCUAACAAUUAGAGACAUAAAACAAACAGAUGCUGGUAAAUACUCUUGUACAGCAGCAAAUGGAAUCAGUACAAGAACAGCAAAUGCAGUGAUUUCUGUAUCAGGUGCCGAGGUUGAUCCAAAUUGUCAAGACCAGCCACAGUACGUAUCCUGUCAGCUCAUUGUUAUAGCAAAGCUUUGCUCGACGUAUCCGUACGGCAAGUUCUGUUGUAGAACAUGUCGAGACAAUGGCAUGCUACCACUCACCACUGCUACGCCUUGAAUGUAUGAGGAGGAGCUGAUUUUUACCAUUUUGCCAACCAAGACCACUCCAGAUAUCUUCAUAUUUUUAUUUUAUAAUUUAGGUACCUCUUGUUUAAUCUCGGUUAUUAUCCUAAGAGAAAAGUUUUCAAAACUUCUCAUUUGAAAAUAAAGUUAAAUUUUGUUAUGUCCUUUAUUUUUUUGACUUGGUCAAGACCCCCCAAAUUAUUAAUAAUCUGAGGAGAAUCAGAUCAUUUUAUGUUAAAUUUAAAUUCCAUCUUGAAUUUUUUACCAUUGUAUAUUCUUCAAAGUUGUCAGUCAGUAAAUAUUUUAAAUGCAGAACACAAAUUAUUUGGGAUUUUAAUGUUCUUAACAGUUUACAUCUUUCAAACUGUUUUUGGUUUUUAAAUCACAUUUCUUUUAGUUAGGUCCUGCACUUUACUUAGUUAUUACAUGGAGAUACAAUAUGAGGUACUUACCAAUAUAUUGCAAUAUGAAAUUAUUUGUGUAUGAUUGUUUAAAAAACAGUAUGCCAUCCACCACAAUCGUGCUUCCAAAUGUUUUGAAGUUGUGGAUCUGAUUUUCUAACUUAAUAUUUUUCUUUUUAUAAAGGUUGGUAAUAUCCGACAUUAACAACAAGAUUGUUAAUAAUCUCAAUGCUAUAAACUUACUGCAUAACUCAUGUCCAGGGUCCUUUUUCAAAAAAACUUGUUAUGAUAAGUGUAAAUCCACUGAAAUCGUUCAAUGUGAUUGGCUGAUAGUGAACUUGUGAUAGAAAUGGUGCAUUUGUUAUUAUAACAAGUCUUUGUGAAACAGGGCCCUGUCUUGCCUGUGUUUGGUAUGCGACUGAAGGGGGAUAUAUAAAUAGGUGGGUGUUUCAUAAAGCUGUUCGUAAAGUUAUGAACGACUUUACGCA